GAACACUUACUUUGGGUGGUGUUGAUAAAAGUAAAUUUACUGGAGAAAUCACAUUUAACCCUGUAAUUCCUAAUAUAGGAUUUUGGUUAAUAACAUUAGUUGAUGCGUCAGUUAAUGGCAAAACAGCGUUGACUUUAGCAAGGCCUGCAAUUAUUGACACUGGUACUACACUUCUUUUGAUACCUCCAGAUGAUGCAGCAGCAAUUCAUAAACAAAUUCCAGGAUACGAAUAUGAUAGUCAAGAUGAUGUAUAUAUUAUCCCAUGCAACACCACUGCUGUAGUUUCUCUUAAUUUUGGAGGUGUUGAAUAUAAUAUUCCAUCCAGAGAUUUAACUUUUUUACCAAUAUCUAGUACUCAAUGC
Molecule: messenger RNA, 362 nt
Organism: Dentiscutata heterogama
Lineage: Eukaryota; Fungi; Glomeromycota; Glomeromycetes; Diversisporales; Gigasporaceae
Source: the annotation of a GenBank genome assembly